CCCCAAAGGAUGAGACAGAGAAUAAGAAGGAGAAGAAAAAGAAGGAGGAAGAGAAGUAUAAGGAGGAGGGCACCAGCAUGGACAUGGAGGAGCCUAAAAAAUGUAGAUCUUGACUCCGGCACCUGCCCUUACCUACAGCACAGAGAAAGGGAGAGACGGAGGCAACAGCAGAGCAGCACCCUGGUCCAGCCUCACCUUCCCAUGGGAUUUUCCACCUUCCUUCCUUCCUAACACAGAGCCCAGCUUUGAUUGUUGUUCUCUGAGAACGUUCACCCAACUCUGUGGAGAUAAAAGCAGAGAAUUAAGCUCAACUCACCUGGUUGUGCAUGAAUGGAUGCAAGGAGAAGUCAAGAUUCCCAUCUGGUUUUCCCAUUUUUCUAAAAGAAAUGGGAGGAAGGGUCUGAGAGAACCUGGGAGUUCCGGGGUCUUUAACUGCGGGAGAGACAGACAGGUUUGGUUUGUGAACGAGGGAAUGUGUCAGAGCAAGAGAGAAAGAGAGAGAGAAAGAGACUUAAUAUAUAAAGAACAUGCAAGAGCUUAAGUGGUUGUACAUAGAUGAAGAGUAGAUAUAGGCUAGGUAGUCCAUCUGGCUGGCUGGGUUUGACAUUGAACGUGAACAAUACAAUAAGGAGAAUAGUCUAUCAGCUGCAACAGGAGUCAUAGAUUGAUAUCUUACAGUGUGUUUUCACUUUCAGACGGUUUCUUAGUGUUUGACAGAGUCUAGUUGUCACUGUGUGUGCUCAGGUUUGCCUAGUCCCAUCCAUUGUGGGGAGCCCUGCGGUGUCAGAGGAACGUUUUGUUGUAUUCAGAGCACAUGGUCGGCCAGUUCACAUGAUUGGCAGGGCUAAACAGGAAGAGUUGUUUCAGUAAGUGGGAGUGAGGUGUACACAGAAGCAUGCUUUGAACCUAAAUUGGACUUUGAUUAACUCAAACUGGACUGGUUACUGUGUAUACAGAAGUACACCUUGAACCUAAAUUGGACUUUGAUUAACUCAAACUGGACUGGUUACUGUGUAUACAGAAGUACACCUUGAACCUAAAUUGGACUUUGAUUAACUCAAACUGGACUGGUUACUGUGUACACAGAAGUACACCUUGAACCUAAAUUGGACUUUGAUUAACUCAAACUGGACUGGUUACUGUGUAUACAGAAGUACACCUUGAACCUAAAUUGGACUUUGAUUAACUCAAACUGGACUGGUUACUGUGUAUACAGAAGUACACCUUGAACCUAAAUUGGACUUUGAUUAACUCAAACUGGACUGGUUACUGUGUAUACAGAAGUACACCUUGAACCUAAAUUGGACUUUGAUUAACUCAAACUGGACUGGUUACUGUGGACCUUCCGUGAGGAGGACAUGUUCUAUCACUGCCAUCUUUGACCUUUGUCCUCUGAAACCAGAAAGUAAAUAAAACACAGCCAGGGAAGGAGGACUUCUCAACCACCACACCCCAAACCUGAAUCCAACCCAAAAAAGUCUUGACCCUUGGUUAGCACAUUCCGCUGGUUUCCAUAUUAACCCGGUCACCCCUGUGACCACUCAGCAUUAUCACGGUGGUAGCCAAUAGACAUGCAGAACCUGAGCGGUAAACUGUCCUCUGCCCAGGUCCAUGUCUCUAGCUGGGUGGGCAGCGUGCGUCGUUCCCUGCAGGAGGCACUGAACUUAGUCUGGAAAAAUGAUGAUGAAGAGGAUGAGGUGGUGAAAGAAGAACAAGAGAAGGAGAAGGUAGAGGAGGAGGAGGGAGAAGGUGGGGACGGGAGGUUCCACAGGGCCGUGUCUCCAAUGCGUAGCUUUGCCUCCCAGAGCCGGCGAUCCCUGAGGUUGUUCUCGGUCCGGAGUCGCCAGCGGAUCAAGCUAAGUAGACGGGCAGCAGACACCAGCGCUGUUCAGUUGACGUGUUAUGUGGGGGCAGGAGAGGGACGUGACACAGAGUCUCUGAUUGGUGGAGAGCCAGACAAGCAGUACGGGGGCUGUGACACAAGACUGUCUGAGGAUGACUGUCGGCAGACAACAGAGGACCAGAUCUCACCUGUCAUCACACCAGUUGAGCCUAACAGUACGUCUCCACUAGAAGAAACAGAGGACCAGAUCUCGCCUGUCAUCACACCAGAUGAGCCUAACAGUACAUCUCCACUAGAAGAGACAGAGGACCAGAUCUCGCCUGUCAUCACACCAUAUGAGCCUGACAAUACAUAUCCACUAGAAGAGACAGAGGACCAGAUCUCACCUGUCAUCACAACAGAUGAGCCUGACAGUACGUCUCCACUAGAAGAAACAGAGGACCCAUUACCCUUUCCUGAUAUCUCCGCCCCUCUAUUGGACACCAGUGUUCUGCGUGCGAGGGCAGAGCUGAGGAAGAGUCGACGAACCCGCCCCACUCGAGCUUUCCGUCAGAGCUCUACCACAAUAAUGCUUGAGGAAGACCCGGUCCACGACUGGAGGUUCUAUGACUCCUCAGAUAAGCUAGACUCUCUGAUACGGGGGGAUUGUGCGUCUGGUGAGGAGCAGCCCAGAGGGAGGGAGGUUUGUUCACAACCAUCCCAGCCCCAGAGAAUAGCCCUCUUCUCUGGAAUGGACCCGUCUGCCCUCAAGGCCCAACUGAAGAAGCGAGGAGGUGGUGGUGGAGGAGGAGGUGGUGGAGCCGGUGGAGGUGAAGGAGUAGACACAGACUGUCAGACAGACAGACUUUCCCCUUCCCCCUCUCAGCUCUCCCGCUCUCCAAGACGGUCCUCCUUCCUCCCCGGGAUGUCACGAGUGCUUCCCCCUGUAGGGAACAAAGGUGCAGGGGGGGACAAGUCUCCUUCAUGGCUGCGGGAACUCAAGUCUAAGAAGCGCUCGAGUCAAUACAACAGUGAGGCCUAACUGAGCAGAGUAGGGAGAUACCAUUGACAAGGAGAUCAUUCAACUGCUUCUGCAGUUAUUGCUGACAAACACAGCUGUGGGCUGGACUCCAAUCAUGUACCUUUUCAAAAACACACUUUUUUAAUGAAUUAACUAUGCAAGACAAUGGAGAAGCAUUGGAUACUUCCCUGCGUUGUGACCAUCUUUUUCCACUUUCCUAUUUGACAAAGGAACUAUGAGCAUGUAGAUACUUUAUUUGCACACACACACACACACACACACACACACACACACACACACACACACACACACACACACACACACACACACACACACACACACACACACACACACACACACACACACACACACACAGACACAUACACAGAUGAUUCGAGGAGUGGACUCAAAAUGCCCUUUUCUGUUAAUUUGCAACAUUUGCCUCUUAUCCCAGGCCACUGUAUUUUCUAGACUGUAUCUCUCCAUCCAUCCAUACUUGCAUUCCAGAUUCACUUGACAUAAUUACCAUGUGUGUUUAGGUCAUGCACACAAAUAUCCACAAUACCACGAUGUUCACAAACUACUUGAAUUGUACAUGUUUUGCCACCUAGCCAUGAACUCUCUUUCUUUCUCGAUGAAUCUCUUGUUUUGAACUAACCCAUCUGUUUCUCUGCUCUUAUGUUAUGCACUCACUCGCUGCUCGGAUGAGCUGCUCUUGAUAAAAGCAUCUGCUAGAUAAAUUGAAAUGAUCUCUACUCUAUCCAAACAGGAAAAGGAGUAUCUCUGUCUGGAGGUUUUUGAAUAACUUCCUUAAAACCUUUACUGAAUGUCUCAAGACUUUAAAAAAUUAUUUUCCAAUAGUUUCGUUCUUAAUAGAACCAUAAUUGUUUUGGUUCCGUUCCACUGUUCUGACCAGCAAAAUAAAGUUCUGAACCGGUUCAAACCCCCAAAAGUA
Oncorhynchus tshawytscha (Chinook salmon) is the source of this 3798-nucleotide messenger RNA. RefSeq lists its product as uncharacterized. NCBI's taxonomy places the organism in Eukaryota, Metazoa, Chordata, Actinopteri, Salmoniformes, Salmonidae. The transcript is spliced from 9 exons. The record is from RefSeq and is a predicted model, not a curated record. Bases 1572 to 2864 code for a protein of 430 amino acids.